Messenger RNA from Diversispora eburnea, 696 nucleotides. The record is from the annotation of a GenBank genome assembly. NCBI's taxonomy places the organism in Eukaryota, Fungi, Glomeromycota, Glomeromycetes, Diversisporales, Diversisporaceae.
AUGGAUUUAAAAGAUGAAGAAACUUUUCAAUAUUUGCCUUCAGAACUAACCACCAAAGAGGAUAUAAUUUUAACGCCAGAAUAUAUGAGAAUCGCUUCGCAACCUUCUUCAAAAAGUAGUAAUCCUUCACCAAAAUUGAUUGUUUUGGAUUUAAAUGGCACUUUGUUACAUCGAAAGAAAAGAAAAAAAGGUAAAUAUAGAGUGGAUCCACGCCCUUUCAUUAAUGAAUUUCUUGAAUAUUUGUUCAAUGUUGAUACAUUUUCUAUAAUGAUUUGGUCAAGUGCAAGACCUGAAAAUGUAGAUCGGAUGGUGAGAGAAAUAUUUGGAAAUUAUCGGGAGAGAUUAAUGGCAAUUUGGGGUAGAGAUAAAUUUGGAUUAAGUGAAGAAGAAUUUUUUACCAAUUUUAAACCCAUUAAAAAUUUGGAGAUUGUUUGGAAGGAAUUUAAUGAAAAAAAUGGAAGCAAUUUUGAUGGGCGAAAAAAGGAGUUUAACCAAACUAAUACUAUUUUGAUUGAUGACUCUCCAUAUAAAGCCCAAUUACAACCUUUCAAUGCUAUUCACCUUAGUGAAUUUGAACGUAAUGAAGAAGAUCGUGAAUUAUUAAAAAUUAUUGAAUACCUGAAAUUAAUUAAAUACCAAAGUAACGUAAGCACAUUUAUAAAAGAACAUCCAUUUAAUGCUAAGAGCGAAAAUUAG